Agrilus planipennis (emerald ash borer) is the source of this 3933-nucleotide messenger RNA. Its product is annotated as protein vein. Gene Ontology annotation, cellular component: plasma membrane; axon; neuronal cell body. Gene Ontology annotation, molecular function: axon guidance receptor activity. The transcript is spliced from 5 exons. Bases 946 to 2451 code for a protein of 501 amino acids. The record is from RefSeq and is a predicted model, not a curated record. NCBI's taxonomy places the organism in Eukaryota, Metazoa, Arthropoda, Insecta, Coleoptera, Buprestidae. Gene Ontology annotation, biological process: homophilic cell-cell adhesion; synapse organization.
AACACAUCAAGCGAUUCCAAGCCCAAGUUUCUAGCGUCUGCCACCAGAUGCGCCGUCGUGACCGCCUCAGUGUAGCUUGAGCUUCCUAUCGGUAAACAUCGCUCGAGUACGAGUUUAUUGUUGCGUCCUCGUCGCCACCCGAAUCCCUGCGACAGCGCGAGAACACAGUGCAUUGUUGUUGAAUUAUAUUAGUCACUCACCAACUGCGAAAGAUCGAUCAAUCGAUCGAGAACGAUCGAUUUGUCUCUUGCUAAUAACAAGUCCGGUCACCAGCCACCGCACCGCUGAUCCUGUUUGGUAUUAAUGGUGCAAUGAUAAAAGGAAAAGGAAAACAAAUAAUUAAAUAAACGAAUUGCAAUUAACGUAUACAAUACGUAUAUAUUUAUACUAUUGUACACGUGGACUUGACGGAUUUCCAGUAUUGGAGUCCGUCGCCGUCGUCGUCAGUCAGUCACAACGACCCCGCCGUCCGUAGUGAGACAUCGCGACGCGCGCUCCUUUACCUCUUUGAUCUGCAGUCGGGUAUCAAUCAGGAGCAAUCGUUUUACUUUUCUUUCCUUUUAUAAAUAUACCGCGUGUAGAGAGCAGUUGCCAAAAGUAUUCUCGGGCUCUGAUUGUCGCUUAAGUAGCAUAACUGGCAGGAGUCGGUCAUCUAGGAUAGUGUCUUGUCUUCUUUUCUCAUCUGUUCUAUUGCAAUUCAGAGGAAAAGUCUUUAAAGGGAUGAUCGUUUCGGAAAACAGUGAGAUAGACGAAGAACAGUAGUGUUUGAUCGGUGCGUGCGAAAUGUAAACGCGUUGGAUCUUUCGAACCGACGCGACGCGAAUAUGUGGAAAGAUGAUCCUGCGGGGGUUCAUACAAAAGCUCGAAGGAUCCAAGGACCUGGCCGGCCAUUGCCAACGGGGCGCCGCUAGAACUUAGGGAACGGACUCGCGCCAAUCCCUAGACAUGUAUGAAUUAUCGUUCGGAAAAUGUGUAUGUUUUAUAUUUCUAGUGAUUUUAGCAUUUUUGGGUUGUUCUGGUUUCCCCAUAGAUAGAAGACUUUCCACAAUGAGCGGUGACGUUAGUGCGUGGAAUUCCUAUACCUCAGUUAGUGUAACAGACUCGCCUUCUGCAUCAUAUUCUAAUCAUUUUCUUGAAAGACUUUUCACUACUUCGAAAAAUUACCUCCGGAAAAGCAAUACUGCUCCUUAUAAUACGUUCCAAAGCAAUAGUUACGUUCGCCCAUCGACCAUCGGGCAAACCAGACAGCUUAGAUUAAGACACCAUCGAAUUCGACACUCUUCCCAUCAACAAAUUAUGAAAUCUCGACAUCCAGAGGCCCAAGCUACACACGUCAACGAACGACCCAAGCCUUCUGGUAAGAUAGAGACAUUGAUCUUCCCACCACCCCUAUCCAGUACCCGUGUCGUUAACGAUCUCGAACCAUACCGAUUAACGAACGGCCCCUUAUCAAAGGGUGCUACGUCAUACGAUGAGGAUGAUGUUCGCCGCAUCGUGUCACGACCUCAAAGAUCUUCCGAUAAGAAAAGGUCAAGGAAAAGGAGCUACCGAUGCCAAAGACAGGACGUGGGCCGAAAAGCCUACAUUGCGAACACGGUGGUAAGGGCCAAAGCUGAAAGCAUGAGCUCCAAUCGCAUCCACAAUUAUUCGGUAACGUUUCGUAUACUCGAAAAAUUUAAAACGCCCUUUGCCAUCGACGAUACAUUGAGGCUGACCUUUUAUAACGAUACCAAGGACAUGAACUGCGAAUCCGAGGUCUCCGAAAGGACGCACGGUCUAGUCAAAGCGCAGAUUCUUCAGUCAAAAGAGUACUUCUUGUUCCUCGACAGUGACGGCAUGCAUAACUACUCUCUCGUAGGUAUGCCAGUGCUUAAGAAAAAAAGGAUUAAGGACCGAAAAAAUCGCGAUCUCGAAGAGAUUCGAAGGAUCACCAGAAAAAAUUUCGUGUUGAAAGCGCCGAAAAUUCCAGCAAUCGUCAACAAGACGCCUAACCUGAAGCCCGGAAAGAAACUGCGGCUGGUCUGCAAAUUCCGGGGAUUUCCAACGCCAAAGGUACUUUGGCGUAAAGACGGACACAUGCUGCACCCAAACGCGCGAACGCGUAUCAGUUACAAGAGAAAGAAGACGACGCUAGUGAUAAACGGUGUGCAGAUGAAAGACGCUGGCGUCUACCAGUGCGUCACUAGAGGCGUCGACGGUAGAACGACGCACGCUAAUGAAACGGUUCGGAUAUCAAACAGUGAGCAAAAACACGUAGAGGAGUGCGAGGAAAAGUACAAAGAAAGUUUCUGUCUAAAUGGCGGAACUUGUGUGAUUGUAAUGCCUGGUGAGAGGGGAUGCUGGUGUCCAGAUGGGUUCACGGGCAAGCGUUGUGAAGAGAAAGAUGUAACAAAUCACUCCAGUAUGUCAUUUCCUUGUAAAGUAGGCGUAACUACGACAUACUAUUGCUGAAAAACAUUAAAUGACUAAAAAACAAAACAAUACCGAAAGAAUAGCAAAUUCUGAGACUGUAUUACUUGUUACUGUAAAUUAUUAUUACUGUAAAUAAGAAUACUCCGGCUACGUUUCGUAGUCCUGUAAUUAAUUGUCUGCUACGUAAAUUUAUCUUACUCGAAUUCUGUACAUUUGUAUAAAACAUAUUGAUGUAUUUUAUAAGACUGUUAAUUUUAAUAAAAAAUCGUAAUUUUAUGCAGUCGAUACACACACACACACACACGCGCGCAUACAUGUUUAUAUAAUGUUAUUAUACGAUAGCAUAAGUGCUACGUUAACAUCACCAAUGUUCAAACAUUAGUCAGGGACCGAAUUCUGUUCUUUUCAUUUUAUUUAAUUAAUUUUGUACAAAGUCAUGUAGAUAUAUUUAUUUAUUAACGCAUCUUAUACUCACAACAAAUUUCAGAGAUACCUACUGGAUAAGGUAUGACGAUUUUUGUAAUAAGACCGAUCUGUAAAUUAUUUUAAAUAAACUUCACAUUGAAUGUGAAAACACACAAGUAAAAGGAGUUUAAUUUUUGCACGCCUCUAUUAAGAAAAGUUACAGUAUCUGAACCUAUUCUAACGAAAAGUAAAAAAAUAAGAAAAAAGAAUAAAGGAAAAGUAUUGUGUAUUUGGAAAUAUGCGGGACUUCCUGGAAUUAGCUUUUUUGUAAAAUAGGUACGUAAACUCCAUUUUGUACAUUUGUAAAAAUUAACAACAAUUUCCAAAUAACUUUACUAAUCUAUGCACUAAAUUUACACAAGUAUAAUUAUAAGUAGGUAAAAUUGUAAUUAUUUAGAUAAUAGAUUUGUUGUGAGUUGCAGAUGUUUUACUAAUAUUUCCUUGCAUGAUUCGUCUUUCUAAUACAUAUUUUUAGUCAUUUAUCGUCGUUAUCUUUCUUCUUAUAUAAUUUUUCUUUCUGCACCAAUCGCACUAAACAAUUUGCUAAUAUGAAACAAACGAGACAUACUUAUUAGGCAUUAGGCAUUUUAUAAAACUUGCAAUUAAGCAGCAAAUUUUACAAUAUGACUGACAUAUUCAGAGACGUUUUGUCAUACGCCUAGACGUUUUACAAAAUGCGCACCUAUAAACGCUUAGGCUUAUUGCAACAUGAUGCUACUCUGAGGCAUUGUUUUAAUUGUAUAAUUUUAAAACGACUGAAAAUUUGAUAAAUAAAUUAACGUAAUGGAGCGAUGUUUGUUUGGUGCCCCAAAAAAUACGAAUAUCACUCCAAAAAAAUUCUUUCCAUGUUGGAUAAGGUUAGAAUAAGUUAUUCCCUUUUUGCAUAUUUUCAAUUUUUCAUCACCGCCCCAUGCGCCUCCACCAAAAUACCAAGAAUACUUCAAUUUAAAAAAAAAUAUGAUAAACACCUGGUAGCAUUGAUACACUUUCUUAUUUAUGGACAUGUAUUGUUAUAUCAUUUCCAGACAGACAAUAACUAAUAAAAGAAAUUAAAGU